Messenger RNA from Cuscuta campestris, 2459 nucleotides. The record is from the annotation of a GenBank genome assembly. Lineage: Eukaryota; Viridiplantae; Streptophyta; Magnoliopsida; Solanales; Convolvulaceae.
AUCACGGGCUCAUCCGUGGACGAGCCCGAUCUUUUCCCCGCGGGAUUCGGCCGCGAGGUCGAAGGAAGAGGGCUCGUCGUGCCGUGGUGCAACGACGUGCGGGUGGAACUCGGUUCUGGAGAGCGUGUGGUGGGAAGUCCCAAUGCUGUGCUUCCCGCUGUUCACGGAUCAACCCGCGAACAGGAGACUCGUGGUCGAGGACUGGAAAGUCGGGAUCAACCUUUGUGAUGGAAAGGCGGUCGAAAGGGAAGAAGUUAGGGGGAAAGCGAAGCGUCUCAUGAGUAGGGGUGCCACAAGGGAGAGAUUUGGAGAGAACGUGAAAGUGCCUAUACCAAAGGACAAGCUCACAAUCGAUGACAAGAAAAAACUCUCUUUGAGUGCCAAAGCAUUAAACAUAUUGUUUUGUGCAUUGGGUCCAGAUGAGUUUGCUAGAGUGAGCUCUUGCAAAUCCGCAAAGGAAGCAUGGAAGCUCCUAGAAGCCACCAAUGAAGGAGAUAAAGACACAAAAGCUACCAAGAUAGCUUUAGGAACAUCCGAGUACGAAAACUUCAAGAUGAAGGCCGGAGAAUCCGUUCAAGAUAUGAACAAACAAUUCAACCUUAUUGUCAACAAUUUGAGUAAGCUAAAUAAAGUUCAUCCUACUAGUGAGAUUAACACCAAAAUUAUAUUCUCUCUUCCUAGAGAGUGGCAUAGUCUUGUUGUAAAUUUGUUGCCCAAAUGUGCGGAUGUUGAAACCUCCACCAUUUGGAGCAGCCUAUACUCUCAUGAGCUUCUUUUGAAGAAAAUGAAGGGAGAAGAACAGGUUCCUGUCAUCAAGAAGACCAUGGCACUCAAAAUUGAUGACCAUCCGGAGAGCGAAGGAGAAAGUGACGAGGAACUCGCCAUGUUCAAGAGAUACAAAAAAUUCAUGAAAUGGAACAAGGGCGAAUCCUCAAAGAAAUUUCCACCAAAGAAAGGUAAAUCAAAUCAAAUAACUUGCUAUGAAUGUGGAAAUAUAGGGCAUAUCAAGCCGGAAUGUCCAAAUCUCAAAAAGAAGGAAGAGCUAAGAAAGGGGAAGAAGAAAGCAUUGAAGGUCACUUGGGAUGACUUGAAAUCCGACGAAAGUGAUAGUGACCAAAGCCAAGAAGAAAAUGCCAAUGCUUGCUUCAUGGCCUCCAAUGAUGAAGAAGAGAAGGUUGGCAAGAAAAGAGUUCUCAAACCUGAAGAAGAAUACACGGAUGAUGAUUUCAAGAAGGUCGAACAAAAUGCUAAAGCUCUACACCUUGUUUAUUGUGCCAUGAACGUGGAAGUAUUCCAAACAUUCUCGGGUUAUACAUCGGCCAAGAAGUUAUGGGACGACAUUCAAGAGAAAUACGAAGCUCUUGAAGAAGCAAUUGAAGAACCUCACACCUGCUUCAUAGCCAAUGAAGAAGAAGAGGAAAAUGCAGGGGGUGGAACGUGGUUGAAGCUUGUGAUGUCUGUGAGGACGAAGCCAGGGAUACACAAGACAACCAAAAGGACGAAGGUUUUGAUAUUUGACAAACACAAUCUAUUCAAGUCAAGAUCAAAGUGCUACAACGACAAACACGAAGACUUGAAGUGCCUUUCCUUGAAGUAUUCAAGAAGGCCAAAUGUCCAAGACUUACCCACAAAUAGGUUCAUCCUCCUCAAAAUCCUCAAAGAAAAUGUCAUCCUGGUCCUUAACAAAGAUAAACAAGUUGGGGUUUAUGAAUGCACUCUCUUAUAUUGGCUCUUCACUCACAAGAAAAUAAAUCUUCCUUCCAUCAUCCUUAAACACAUGCACGAAUGCUCCAAUCGCCUAAACAAACCCUAUUGCAUGCUUCAUACCCACAUGUUUGCCAAGAGGGAAAUUCUUGAGGUGCGCCCUUCUCGUGUCCGCUAUCUUGACGCGGAGUGCCUUGGCUAUUGUGGCCUUGUAAAGAUUGGAGAGGAGUAUUACAUGAAGAAGGAGUUUCAAAAUCUUGAUGAAGCGACACGAGCGGAGUAUGGUCCUCGGCGUUCUAUGUCAUCUUUGCCUUCCACUUCACGAGCACCCCGAGCCGUAGACGAAGAAAAUGCCAACACGGAGGUCCCCGUUCGUGCUCCACGGGUCAAACGCUCAAAGUCGGCGUCUCAUGCUUCCUCGGCCUCUCUCAUGCAUCGUCACUCCCACAUGGCCUCCACUUCCAAAAAUCCUUUCAAGAAGUUCAAGAAAUUCAUUCUCACGAAACUUAAAGAAAGCCUCGAUGAUCUCUCGGAUCGGAUGAAGAAGAUGGAGGACCGUGAGAAUCGCCAAAAGCAAAACGAGGAUCGUGCUUCUAGACGCCGCUAAGUGUUGAGCAUUUGACAAUAUUGAUCAAACAUUAUAUAUUUUGCCUAAGUUUUAAAACUCUUUGUCAUGUUUAUGUUUCAAACUCUUAUUUAUGCACUUGUAUGACUCAAACUCCUUUGUUGUUGAAGAAUGAAUAUUUUCCAAUAAU